AUGUCAAAGCAGUAUCUGAAUUCUAAGACAAUUGCAGAUGCUCACGCCACGGAUAUUUUCACCCUCGCUGUAACACGCUCUCAUAUUCUUUCUGCUUCGGGCGCAUCGUCAAUCAAAGUUUAUGACACGACAGACUCUGAUUACCCGCUUUCCCAGACACUCAGCGGAGCCCAUCCGCUUGGGUGUCACCAUAUCGUUACGUCCCGCAACGGCAAUCGUGCAGUCAGUGCAGGCUUUGGGGGGGAGGCAAAGAUCUGGGACUACGGCGAAUCAGAGGGAUGGGUGAGCGCUGGGGAUAUCGUUGAUGGCAACAAAGUCGGCGAGAUAUGGGCAAUUGCGUUGAGCGAGGACGGACUUACGCUGGCGAGUACUUCGUAUGACGGUCGCAUUAACGUCUGGGAUCUCGCCAAUGGCCACAAGAAGAUUCAAGAAUAUGAAACAAAGGGUAGCUUUGGUCUCUGCAUUGAUAUAAGCCGCGACGGAAAGCUGAUCGCAAGUGGACACGAGAACGGUGCAAUUUAUCUGUUUAGCAUUGAAACAGGCCGGAUGCUCCAUUCUCUACCCGGUCUCGUGAAGCCAGUUCGCGCUGUUGCCUUCAACCCAGCCGCCACCUUUUUAGCAGCGUCGGGAGAUGCACGCAUCAUUGCAUUAUACGAUGUCAACUUUGGAGAGCAGUUUGCUAGUCUCACCGGACACUCGACUUGGGUCUUUUCCUUGGAUUGGAAUGAGACGGGAGAGAAUAUCCUCAGUUCUUCGUUUGAUGGAAAAGUCAAGGUCUGGUCGGUGAAUCUGCGAAUGUGUGUGGCUACUCAUGGCGAGGCCGAGAAAACCUUGUGGUGCACUAAAUGGCUUCCUUUUGUCGAAAAGAACGAGAGAUUUGUCACUGCAGGAUCCAGCCGGAGUAUUACAGUCUAUCGAGAAGCGACCGGCUGCUAG
Molecule: messenger RNA, 936 nt
Organism: Blumeria graminis f. sp. triticale
Lineage: Eukaryota; Fungi; Ascomycota; Leotiomycetes; Helotiales; Erysiphaceae
Source: the annotation of a GenBank genome assembly